Messenger RNA from Rhopalosiphum maidis (corn leaf aphid), 3559 nucleotides. Its product is annotated as CUGBP Elav-like family member 1. Gene Ontology annotation, biological process: mRNA splice site recognition; regulation of alternative mRNA splicing, via spliceosome. Gene Ontology annotation, cellular component: nucleus; cytoplasm; ribonucleoprotein complex. Bases 584 to 2443 code for a protein of 619 amino acids. The transcript has 16 exons. The record is from RefSeq and is a predicted model, not a curated record. Gene Ontology annotation, molecular function: mRNA 3'-UTR binding. NCBI's taxonomy places the organism in Eukaryota, Metazoa, Arthropoda, Insecta, Hemiptera, Aphididae.
UUGGUUUUUCUUUUUUUUUCUUAUUACAAAGUUUUUUCUUAUUUUGCGUAACCCUUGUAUAUUAUUUUUAUACUUUUAAAUCGGUUUCUUAAUUUACUAUUAUUAUUAUUUUUUUUUUAUUUGUGGUGUCUGUGUCUGUCCGUCCUUCCGUCACUGUUUUUUUAUUUAAUUAUUUUAUUUACUGUCAUCUAAUUGUGUCGCUGACGAGUUGGGAUUUUUAUUUUAUCCAUUGGACGUCCAAAGUACGAGAACAUAACACCUCCGUCGUCGCCUUAUUCUCCACCUUCUUUUUCGCUAACUACUCUGCCGUUUUGCCUUCGACGGCUAUGGUGUUCGAAAUUUAAACUUUUAUUGUGCUAUAAAUUAAUAUUUGUUGUCGUGAUUAUCGUUUUAAAAAUCUAUCUAUGCGCCUCGUCGAUCUUGGCUAAUCUAAUUUCUUGUGCUCAACUCGUGUACAACGUACCGUGACUUCGUCGCUUGCCAAUCGCCAAAGUCGUGUCCGUCCGUCCGCCCAUCUAUCCGCCGUGAAUCCGUAGAACCGGUGCCGGAACUCUUAAGUUCGUACACCUGUGACGUCGAGCUCAUGCGACCUGAUUGGCCAGCAUCCCGAAACCCGAUCGACAUGUUACACACGCUAAACGCGUUGGCCGCCAAAUUAUCACCAACGCAAGUCCAGAAUGUCGACAGUAAUGCCAAUAGGAUAGCCGCUGCUGCAGCCGCAGCCGCCACAGCUCUUACCACUUUGAACGGCAACAGUGAUAUAGAAAUGGCUAUCCCUACCCCAUGUGCGUCCACGGCCGAUGGCAGCAACGACGCCGAACAACCGGAAACCGACUACAUAAAAAUGUUUGUAGGCCAGAUACCUAGGGCAAUGAAUGAGCAGGACCUAAUGGACAUGUUCGGUGAAUUUGGUCGAGUGUACCAACUGAACUUACUCAGGGACAAGUUCUCGGGAGUUAGCAAAGGAUGUUGCUUCGUAACAUAUUAUACGAGAAAAGCUGCUCUCGAUGCUCAAAAUGCUUUACACAACAUCAAGACGCUACCAGGGAUGCACCAUCCGAUACAAAUGAAGCCCGCUGACAGUGAAAAUCGAAGUGAAAGAAAACUGUUCAUUGGUAUGCUGUCAAAAAAAAUAUCUGAACCCGACAUCAGGUUGAUGUUCGAACCUUUCGGAGCCAUCGAAGAGUGUUCGGUGCUCCGGGACCCGAAUGGCGUUAGCAAAGGUUGUGCAUUCGUCACGUACACGACCAAACAGAACGCUAUAGCGGCUAUCAAGGGUAUGCAUCACUCGCAGACCAUGGAGGGCUGUACGUGUCCGCUUGUAGUCAAGUUCGCCGACACCCAAAAGGAAAAGGACCAGAAACGCAUGCAGCAGAUGCAAGCGAACCUAUGGGGUCUGGCGGCGACCGGAGGCAACAGCGUGCCUACCGCACAGUAUUUAGCGCUCGGUGUGCUAGCCAAUCAGCAGAUGAAUAGUGACACGAAUUCGCUGUCGUCGCAAGUACUCCAGCAGAUCCAACUGAAUGCAGCCGCUGCUGCCGUGGCAGCUAACAACAACAAUAACCAUCAGUUAAACAAUCUGCUUUUGACCAACAACACAGGUGCGCUCAAAUCCCCGUAUCAUGUCCAGACGUCCCAUUACCAUCCCACACAUGUAGAUACUGUCUCACCUCGGCGUUUAGAUUACACCGAUCCUUUCUAUACAGGCUACCAGAAUUUGUCUGCGUCGCCGCCGAGUCUGGGAGACCUGAACCCCGGAAACUUACAGAACUUGUCAACGCUCGCCAAUUUGUCCGUCGGAAACCCUAUAGUCAACUCUGUGAAUAUGCAGAAUCUAGUCACAUUGGCCGCGAUGGGAGCAAAUUCCGUCUCGCCAACAGGGUCCAGUUCAUCUAGUCUAAGUAGUUCAGCUCUGUCAAGUUUGUCGCCAACGUCUGCGGCCGCUGCAGUUUUAUUUGGGAAAAAUUCCGGUCUUUUGGCAGGUACCAACAGCACGAACGGUGGAACAUACGGUUCAUCGCUGAACGCACUUGGCCUCACGUUAGCCGACCUAAACUCUAACCAGUUCGCCAUGCCGCAAUCACCACCAGCCAGUUCGCCGCUGUACUUUUUAAACAACAAUAAUAACAACAACAACAGCCCGACAAAAGUGUCCAGCAAGCAGCUUGAAGGUCCGGAAGGUGCCAAUCUGUUUAUAUACCAUCUCCCCCAGGAUUUCGCUGAUUCUGAUCUCGUGACCAUGUUUUUACCAUUUGGUAACGUUAUAUCGGCAAAAGUUUACAUUGAUAAAGAGACCAAACUGUCCAAGUGUUUCGGGUUCGUGUCGUACGACAAUGCGUACAGCGCUCAGGCUGCCAUACAGACGAUGAACUCGUACCAGGUGGGCAACAAGAGGCUGAAAGUGCAGCUGAAGAGACCCAAAGAGGCGUCCAGGCCGUACUAACCGCGCCAUCGACCGACUAACAACCGACCGACCGAUCGUGCCUCGUUCCCCGCAGGAGCGGUCGUACGCCGUAUUUGUUUUUAUUUAAGAAGACAUGAAAUAUAAUAAUUGUUAUGUGUGUACAUAAUAAUACUUGGUUUCUUUUACUUUUGUUUCGUUUUUUGUUUUGUUUUUUUUUUUAUAUAUAAUAUAUAAAUUUGUAUAUUUACAUGACACAGAGUAGUAGGAAUAUUUUUAACGCAGUUUUGUUUGAUGAAAAACAAUCCAAGAAAGGAAUUUAUGAAGAAUCACUAAAUUACGAAAAAUUGAAACAAAACUUAAUAACAUACUGACAUUCUCAUUUGAACUAAUUUAUUAUAUAUAUUAUAUAUGUGAGUACGAGGAAAAUGUCAGAUUAUUAAUUUUGUUUCGUUUUGAUGUUUUUCUUCAUUAUUUAUUUUUUUGUUUUACUCUAAUGAGGUUUUUAUUUCUUUACAAAAGGACCAAUUUUCGUUAUUAUUUUCUGGGACGUCGUCUCGACUCGUCUCUAUGUAUGUAUGUAUGGUUUUACACUUUACACUAAACAGUAGUCUUAAAUUAAUUAAUUUUUGAUCGUUUAAUGACAUUCUCUAGACUGCUCUUAUUAUUAAUGUGUAAUGUUUUUCUUUAUAAUUUUCGAACUAAUCGUGUAUACCCUUGAAAUUAUUUGUUCGGCAAUCAGGGUAUUAAGAGAGUAUACCCAUAAAGAAAUGUAAUUUAUUUAAUAAAUAAAAAUAAUGUACUAAAAAACAUUGAAUUACGCCCCGUAAUGGUUCCUGUAGUUAAAUAAAAAAAUAAAAAUACAAAAAAAACAUGUUUAGCGUACAGUUUUAUAAAAAUAAGUGGUCAACAUAUAUAGUAUACUCAUAUAGUCAUAUGUAAUAACUACCUAAUAAUAAUGUUUGUUUUGUUUUUUCUUUUUAAUUGCAACGACUUAUAAAAUUAAAUUUUGUUCAGUAUUAAUUUUAAUUUAUUGUUUUUGCAUGUGUUAAUAAUUUUAUAGACUUUUUCCAAUUGAUGCCAUUUUCAAUAACUACAAAGACUUACAUUUUUGUUUAGGUGAUAUUAUUAUGUUCUUUGUGCUUAAAAAAAAAAAAA